Messenger RNA from Exophiala dermatitidis NIH/UT8656, 2850 nucleotides. RefSeq lists its product as uncharacterized. The transcript is spliced from 2 exons. Gene Ontology annotation, cellular component: cytoplasm; nucleus. NCBI's taxonomy places the organism in Eukaryota, Fungi, Ascomycota, Eurotiomycetes, Chaetothyriales, Herpotrichiellaceae. Bases 1 to 2850 code for a protein of 949 amino acids. Gene Ontology annotation, molecular function: small GTPase binding; nuclear import signal receptor activity. Gene Ontology annotation, biological process: protein import into nucleus. The record is from RefSeq and is a predicted model, not a curated record.
AUGUCGUGGCAACCGGAGGAGGAUGGAUUGAGGCAAUUGGCGGAGUACCUCAAGAACUCCUUGAGUGGACAUGACAGGAACAAACAGAAAGAGGCCGAGUUGAUGCUUGUGAAUGCUCGAAAUAACAAAGACUACGUGAAUUACUUAACCUACAUCUUCUGCGACCCGCAUUUCGGCCAGCAGCUGAGCCUGAACCCACCGAGUCUGUUCCUGAUCAGAUAUGCCGCGGCCAUCAACCUCAAAAACCACAUAAAAUUCUUUUACCAAACAAUUUCGAAGGACCAGCUGGAGUACAUCAAGGCCUCCACCCUUGCAGUUCUUCGUGACCCCAAUCCUCAGCUGAGAAGCUUUGCCGGCACGGUCAUCACGGAGACAGUACAACAAGGUGGGUUGCUUCAAUGGCCAGAGAUCCUACAAGAGCUGUUGUCGCUCGUUAGCAAUGCUACAGGGAACGUGUCGCCCGAGACCCAAGAGGGUGCCAUGUCCGCUCUGGCCAAGGUAUGCGAGGAUAACCGCAAACUGCUGGACAAGGAAUACCAAGGGCAACGACCCAUGUCGGUGAUUGUUCCAAAAUUGCUGGAGUUCGCGAGCCACCCGAAUCCCAAGAUCAGGGUGUUAGCGCUGAGUACGCUGAAGGCGUUCAUCCCGCAAAAGUCACAGGUGCUGUUCGCCGCAUUGGAUGUCUAUUUGCAGACCAUUUUCCAACUAGCCACCGAUCCCGAUGUGCAGGUGAGGAGGAUUGUGUGUCAGUCGCUCGUCCAGCUCGUCGAUUCAAGACCCGACAUGCUCGCUCCCCAUAUAGACGGGCUGGUGAAUUAUAUUCUCACCCAGCAGCAGUCGUCAGGAAACCCCGACUUGGCACUGGAUGCGGCCGAAUUCUGGUUAAGCGUGGGCGAACAAGAACAACUCCGCGAUCAGAUGGGACCAUACUUGGAGCGAAUCAUCCCUGUACUUCUGGCCGGCAUGGUAUAUGGAGAAGAUGAAGUGUUCAGGCUCGGCGGGGACGAGAACAACGCCGAUGUGGAGGAUCGUGCCGAGGACAUAAAACCCCAGUUCGCUCAAUCCAGGGCCGGCAGAGGCGUGACGUCAGAAAAAGAAGAAGGCGAGGCAAGCACUCCGCAAGCGAACGGCUCCUCGUCCAAAGAAGCGGAUCUCAGUGACGGCGAGAUUGAGGACGAGGACGAAGAUGACGAUGAAUGGGACGAUGAUGAUCCAGAGAAUGCCUGGAGUUUGCGCAAAUGCUCGGCCGCGGCUUUGGACGUGUUUGCGGUCAAUUACCAUGCCGCCGUGUUCAAUAUCAUCCUGCCGUAUCUCAAGGAGAACCUCUCUCACACCCUGUGGCCGAAGAGGGAAGCGGCCGUCCUCGCCCUGGGAGCCAUUGCGGAUGGGUGUAUGGACGUCGUCUCGCCGCAUUUGCCUGAGCUUGUCCCUUUCUUGAUUUCCCUUCUGGACGAUGAAGAACCCGUGGUCAGACAGAUUACCUGCUGGUGUCUCUCGCGGUACUCCGAAUGGGCGGCUCGGCUAGAAUCGCCGGCCGACAGGCAGCGAUACUUUGAGCCGAUGAUGGAAGGACUACUGAAACGGAUGCUGGACCAAAACAAAAAGGUGCAAGAGGCCGCGGCCAGUUCGUUUGCCAGUCUCGAAGAGAAAUCCGGGGAGAAGCUCAAGCCAUACGUGGAGCCCAUCCUCCGACAGUUCACCGAAUGCUUCCGACGGUAUAAGGACAAGAACAUGUACAUUCUUUACGAUUGUCUCCAGACGCUUGCCGACAAUGUGGGGUCUGACCUGGCCAAACCGGAACUGGUGGAUCUUCUCAUGCCGGUGCUGAUUGAGCGGUGGAACAAGAUCCAGGACGACUCGAGAGAGAUGUUCCCCCUGCUCGGGUGCCUGGGAUACAUCGCCAUGGCAUACGGCGACACGUUUGCACAAUUUGCCCCGCCCAUUUUCGACCGAUGCAUCAAAGUCAUCUACGCCAAUCUGCAGCAGCACAUGGCCUACAUGUCAGGGCAGGCAGUGGACCAGCCGGACAAAGACUUUAUCGUGACCGCACUGGACCUGUUGUCAGCAAUCAUCCAAGCCGUUUCGGCGGAGAAAUCGGCGCCGCUGGUGCAAAACUCGCAGCCGCAGUUUUUCGACCUUUUGACUUUUUGCAUGGAAGACACGACCACGGACGUGCGACAAUCGGCCUACGCGGUGCUGGGCGACUGCGCCAUUGCGCUGUACUCGACGCUCGACCCGUACCUGCCGAAACUGUUGCCGAUCGCGAUCCGCCAACUCGACCUGGACGCCAUGCCGGACGACGACUCGGACAACGGGUUUAAUGUCUUGGCCAACGUGUGCUGGUCUCUAGGGGAGAUUGCGGCGCGGGCGCCAACGUCGCGCAUCUCGCCUUACGUCGAACCCCUGUAUCAGGGUCUGGUCGGCCUCAUCAAGAACGAAGAAGUGCCGGAUCCAGCCAUGGAGAACGCGGCGACGGCGCUCGGCCGUCUGGGUAUACCCUGUCCCAUCCACCUGGCCCCGUUCCUUAAAGACUACGCCCCGCCCUUUUUGCACGCCAUGUCCAAGAUCAGCACCUCACACGAAAAGGCGUCUGCAUUCUUGGGCUUCAAUAAUGUCAUCGAGCGCAACCCGCAGGCCAUGGAGUCGUGUCUGGCUUUGUACUUUGCCGCCAUUGCCCAGUUCCCACAAAAGGGAAAGCAGGGCCAAGAGUACACUGAGGUACGGGCCAGCUUUGCUAGAAUCAUCCAAGGCUACGUUGAUCUUAUUGGAGCCGAUGGCUUCAAUGCCUUUUUGAAUACUUUGACGCCCCCUGUGAGAGCGAAGUUGAGAGAUGGAUAUGGUGUGGGUUGA